CUCGACCAGACCACUUACAGAGCAUUGCAGGCCCUUGGAAGCAAGUCUGCUGUGUGGAGGAAGUGUACCGCCUCACUGCUGCCUUGCCGAGCCCCUAAUUCUCUACUGCCUAAACAACAACACAGCAAAACUCGCCAGGCCAUGUAAGGAGAGUGCUGAGAUGAGGAACCUGAUGAAAAGAGAAAAAGGGAAAGAGAGAGAGAGAGAGAGACCUUGAAGGGGACUGUAUAACCCAUUGAGUACUCGUGAACCAGCCCCUUUCCAGUCCCGUAGAGCCGCCCACCACAACGGCUCUCACAACACAAUGAACUCUCCAGGGCCCAGAUGAAAACCACGAGCUUCCUUCACCUUAAUACUCAUCCGGACAACAAUUAAUUUAUCAGCUCAACAUUAUUUCUUAAGCAACAAGUGAUGGCAUGCCACUCUGAGAUGUUACCUUCCCUUCCUGCAUCCCAAAGUCACCAGAACAAUGGAAGUGUCACCCACCACCAUAACCAGACAAUGGGAGUUGGGCGCCUCAGCCGGACAGUCCAGCGCACCUACAUCGGGAGGCGGUCCGGGUGCUCCCAGCCUGUCUUCAUCCUCCUCUUGGUCCUGUCAGCCUUUGUCUUCAUCUUCUUUCAGAUGGCCAACUUAAUUCCUCGAAAGCCAAGGUGGAAAGGCUGCUUGGCUCCACUAUUUGCUUGGGCCUCCAGUGCAGAGCGAGACAUUGCUGUGUACGUGAGGCCUGACCGUCCCACAGCACUCCUCCAACCCACCAAGCUGUGUGAAGACCCACCCUUUGUCAUCAUCAUGAUUCCCAGUGCUGUAAACCACAGCCUGGAGAGAGACAUAAUCAGGAGGACAUGGGGACAAUGGGCUGGCAGUGACCUCUCUCUUGUCCUUGCCAGUGAUACCCAACCACCACAAAGGAACAACAAGACCACCAAAAAGCACCUCAAUGUGCUGACAGCACAUGCUCCACCUCCCAGGAAAGCCAAGAUGGUGUUCUUGCUGGGGAGGACUGCUGGGGACAAUCCAAUCAGCAGCUCAGUUAUAGAGGAAAGCCGCCGGUUUGGUGAUGUGUUGGUGGAGGACUUUGUAGACUCUUACACUAAUCUCACCCUCAAGACAGUGUUCAUGCUCAAGUGGGUUCAGCAGCACUGCCCCAAGGCUCAGUAUGUCAUGAAGGUGGAUGAUGACAUAUUCCUCAAUGUUCCUAACCUGCAGUACAGUCUCCUCAACAAGACAGCCACCACGUCCUACCUGGCCGGCACCCUCAUCUGUGGGGCGCGGCCUAUCCACAACCAGUGGUCCAAGUGGUACACGCCGCGCUACAUGUUUCGAGAGGGCAAGUACCCAAACUAUCUCUCUGGCACAGGCUAUGUCAUGUCUGGGGACCUGGUCAAGCCUCUCCUGGAUACUGCAGUGAGUACACCUUAUUUCCACCUGGAAGAUGUCUUCCUGACUGGAAUUUGUGCUAAAAAGAUUGGAGUUCGCCCAUCUGAUAACAUAGGGUUUAGCUACCAGCCCCGGGGUAACAGUCCCUGUGUGUUCAAGGAGGUGAUAAUGGGUCAUGAGGUUGUUCCUCUGGAAAUGGCAAGACUAUGGAAUAUGUUGAAUCAACCAAGUAUUCUUGCAAAAUGUAACCCUUUGAAGAAAUCUCAGAUUAGAAGUUAUUUUCCAACUAAAUGUAGCUGGAGCUGAAACUUUUUGCAAGGCUCAUUAUUGUUGAAGUCGCUGAAUGUUUCAGCAAUAUAUUUAUAUUUCAUCACAAUAUUUACUUGUACUUAAUAUGCUAUUCUCAAGAAAAAGGAUAUUUUUAAAUAUUGCUAGACAUCAAGUAUUGGCCUUGAAGCAUUAGAGCAUCUAGCAUUUGCUGCUUUCUCAGUGCAAAAGUAGAUUUGUACAAGAUCUUCAGAUAUUCAUUCUUUGUUCGUAUCACCUCUGCAGUUUAAAAGUACUAAAAUGACAGAGACCUCCCUUAUUAACUGUGACUCAGCUUCUUUCAUAACACACAGCUGCCCAUCCUUGAAAAUAUGCAUUUUUUUGACACAUGAAGCCCUAUCCACCACGCUAUUGUAAAUCCUCAGCGCAAACCACUACAGUACCUUACAUUCUCCUUACAUACUCAUCCUUGCCCAGUAAACACUCACAGAUCCUGUUAAUAUUCAGACACUCAAUACACUCAAACCAUCAGUCUUAUUUUUCUGUGAAUGUGAGAGGUGAAGGUGUCAAGGCAGCAGCUGUUUAAAGGUUGAGGUCUUUGUUUCAUUUUGAUGGGAGGAAGAAUAAGAUUUUUAACUAUUAAUACAAAGUAGUUUAUGGCAAUCCUCCAUCUUGUGUGUGGAGAUUUAGGAUAAAAAGGUAGAAAACUAACUAGUUACAUAAAUAGUUUUAAUAUUUAUUCAGAUUUUUAUCCAAAGAGGCUGUGUACAUAGCUGAUAGCUUUUGCAGUGUUAUAAGUGCCAUUGUAUUCCCACACACCACAAGGCAAAUCGUAAUUCACUACAUUAUCUUGGUGGACGUCUGCACUACCAAGUUAUAGUGUAAGUAUUGAGUUACUCCACCAUCCUCAAUCAAAUCAUUGGUGAUAAACUGUAACUGUAAAGAUUCUCAUUGUGUUGAAUCUCAAUGAUACCUGAGCAAUCUGUGUCUGUGAUAAAUAUAUGAAGAGUUUAUUAUGAAGAGUUAUAUGAAGAGAGCUGUUCAGUAUCACAACACAAGCACCUAGUCACAAUGGCCUUGCUUUGUUGCUGACAUGUCCUAGUCUUUUUUUAUGCUAUGGCAGUCUGCCAAAAUUAUAUACUGCUGUGCAUUAUAUCAGUAUACAAUCAUGUAAUGUGCUAUAAGCCAUUUACAGAUAUAUGUAAAUACACUCACUCUAACACAAAAGUGUUAUGUGUUAGUGCCUCUGAGGCAGACCUUAUGGCCACAUUAUUUGUUGAGGGUCAGAUGAGCCCAUAGGGAAGUGAUCUGAGAGGUGAAGUGUUGUGGUUACCAGACGGGCAUUGGUUCAGGUACUGCAGCAUCACACCUUGUCCUCCCAUCACCCACACACCUGCAGGUUGUAGUGUUGGCUGGGAAUGUAACACUUGUUCACUUCACACAUUGUCAUCAUUGUUUUGAGAAGCUCUAUAAUGAGGUGCUGUGUGUUGUCUUUGUUCACUUUAUGGUAUAUACUCGUAUCUUCCAACUGUAUGGUCUCCAGCAGUCACCAGAUGGACAAGGUUGACACACAAACAUUUUGCCUCCCAAAAUGACAUAAAGAGUGAUGUGAACUUAGCAAUUGUUGUUACACAAGUUUAGCCUUGCAUAAAAACAGUUUCAGAGUUAGGCCUUCUUUUUCUUACUUAAGCCUCUUUUUUUUUAAUCUAUCAGUUUAAAUAUCUACCAGUCUGUCUAUGUCUAAUCUCUGUUUCUAAGAAUUGUGCCAGUGUGCAAGUGCCUGGUACUUGUUUUGAAAGGUGACUAACAUGUACAGAGCAAGGAGACUGGGAUCUUCUCUCUGUUAUUAACCCAGCAAUGGGACAAGGUGUGAUGUUUUGUCUCAGUUACCUGACUUUAAGGGAUAUGUUAACCAGUUAUAUAGAUUGGUAAAUCAAUCAAUCAAAAUAUAUAUAUAUAUAUAUAUAUAUAUA
This is a messenger RNA of Scylla paramamosain (green mud crab), 3620 nucleotides long. RefSeq names its product beta-1,3-galactosyltransferase 1-like. The record is from RefSeq and is a predicted model, not a curated record. Gene Ontology annotation, cellular component: Golgi membrane. NCBI's taxonomy places the organism in Eukaryota, Metazoa, Arthropoda, Malacostraca, Decapoda, Portunidae. Bases 412 to 1686 code for a protein of 424 amino acids. Gene Ontology annotation, molecular function: hexosyltransferase activity. The transcript is spliced from 7 exons.